Sclerotinia borealis F-4128 is the source of this 1215-nucleotide messenger RNA. The record is from the annotation of a GenBank genome assembly. Lineage: Eukaryota; Fungi; Ascomycota; Leotiomycetes; Helotiales; Sclerotiniaceae.
AUGGACAUCGAUGAAGUUAUCCCGAUGCUAGUGGAUGUGGAAGGGAAAGAAGAUAAGGUAGAAGAAAAUGAACCAAUACCCAUCAAAGUUCCAAUCACCAUUGUCACCGGAUAUCUUGGUGCUGGAAAGACAACUUUGAUGAACUAUAUAUUGAACGAACAACAUGGAAAGAAAAUCGCUGUGAUAUUAAAUGAAUUUGGUGAUUCUGCCGAUAUCGAGAAAUCCCUGACCGUCAAUACCGGUAGCGAGCAAGUCGAAGAAUGGCUUGAUGUUGGCGUAAAUGCCAUCGAAACCCUCAUGGACCGCCGCGGUGCGUUCGACUACAUCCUCCUAGAAACUACUGGGCUCGCCGACCCGGGUAAUCUUGCCCCCCUCUUCUGGGUCGACGAAGGACUCGGCAGCACCAUCUACCUCGACGGAAUCGUCACACUCGUCGACGCCAAAAACAUUCUCAAAUCGCUCAAUGAACCCAUCCCUUCUGAAAUACCCACCGAGACUCCUAAUCAGAGCAAAUCUUAUUCCAACGUCAACAAUGAAGAACAUGGACAUUCUGGACCUCAUCUGACAACUGCCCAUCUUCAAAUCUCCCAUGCUGAUGUUCUUGUUCUCAAUAAGUCGGAUUUGGUAACCCCGGAAGAGUUAGAGGUGGUCAAGGAAAGAAUAACAGCUAUAAAUGGUUUAGCAAAAUUACACAUUACGGAAUUUGGCGCAACGCCUAAAUUAGAGGGGGUCUUGCUAGAUUUGCAUGCAUAUGAUAGAGUUGAUUUUAAUUUGGAGGAAGUAAAAGCGAAAGGACAUAGUCACUUAGAUCCUACAAUCACAACCCUCACCCUAACCACACCACCCCUAACCUCCUCCUCCAUCCCCCACCUCGAUGCUUGGCUCCGUUCUCUCCUAUGGGAUUCCACCAUUCCUUCCUCCUCAUCCUCCUCCUCCCCCACUACCCCAUCUCCAGAAAUCCACCGUCUCAAAGCCCGUUUCCCCCUCAUCAACGGCACCACCAAAAUCAUCCAAGCAGUACGAGAAGUAUUCGAGAUCCUCGAUGAUCCAUCUCCCCCAUCCCAACUUACCGAGAAAGAAAAGGGGGCGAUGGAGAUGGAAAAUGACCGAAAUGGUGAAGGAAAGAUUGUGUUGAUUGGGAGAAAUAUUAGAGAUAUGGAAAGGGUAUUAUUGGAGAGUUUCUUAAAUGGUGUUGUUGAGGGUAAAGCGUGUUAG